AUGCCGGCGCCCUUCGCUAUACAACAACCCCGCCCCGACACACCCAAAAGUUUGUACCCCCUACUGCCAGCCCCAAACCCCUACAAUCCUGCCUCUAGUCGUCACUUCACUUACUCCCCCCUCAUCCCUCUCAAGACCAACAUUACUCGUUUUAUUCGGCGCAAACCCCCAGCACCCAACUCACAACCACCCCCAACCUACGCUCCCCAUCAACCAAUCAGAGCUAACUCAACGAAGCGGAACUUCACCGCUCCCUCGACCCCACAGACCCCAAUCCCGCCUCACACGCACUCAAAUCCACCCCCCCCCGGUACACGAAUAAUUCCGCAACCCACUUUUCUCUUCACCCUUACACUACCACCGGCCCACCCCACACCGCACAACCGCAUAACUCCACCACACCCAAACAGCUGGCCCUCCCCGGCACCUACCCGCGCCGCAAAUAAGCGUCAAACUGAAGCCCACCACUAA
Messenger RNA from Penaeus chinensis, 471 nucleotides. RefSeq names its product extensin-like. The coding region runs from base 1 to 471 and encodes 156 amino acids. The record is from RefSeq and is a predicted model, not a curated record. NCBI's taxonomy places the organism in Eukaryota, Metazoa, Arthropoda, Malacostraca, Decapoda, Penaeidae. The transcript has a single exon.